Aspergillus fumigatus Af293 is the source of this 666-nucleotide messenger RNA. Lineage: Eukaryota; Fungi; Ascomycota; Eurotiomycetes; Eurotiales; Aspergillaceae. The record is from RefSeq and is a predicted model, not a curated record.
AUGUCAAUCGCUCAAUCGGUGGCCAUUGCAAUGGCCGUCAAGAAUGGUUAUGGAAGCCAUUUGACAUCGCUGGACGACUCAAGAGUUGAUAGCAUUAUGAAGGAAGCAUUCUUCAUCUACCUCGGGGUUUCGAACAUCCUGACCGACGUGGCGAUAAUUGCGCAGGCUGUCCAGGUGAUCGCCAUUGUACAGACAACCUGGAAGAGAAGAGCCAAUAUCAUCGCUGUCUUUCUGUUUCGCGUCAUCACAAUCAACUCAUCUGAUGCCACCUCCGAGACCUGGCCGGUCACUGUUGCCUCCCAGUUGGUGCAGUGCCUGAGCAUCGUGACGGCCAGCGCACCGCAGUUUAUCCCCUUCCUCAAGCAACUCCAAUCAACUGGCAUGAGACUCGACGGCAUGACUCGCUACACGCUUUCUAGCCAUCAUAAAUCGUCCCGCGGCAGGUACUACCUCUCCACCGAUCGAAGACGCACCGGCAAUGAGUCCACUCAUGAACUCGACAAUAUUCCUUUGGCAACAACCAAAACGGUGGUGACAUCGAAUGCGAAUGGUCUAGAAGAGGACCAUGAUAACGAGAGUCAGUUAAGCCAGACAGGCAUCAUCCGUGAGACUCGGACUUGGACGGUGACAGAGGAGCAUACAUGUCUGCCCGGCCACAACGGAUGA